Messenger RNA from Acytostelium subglobosum LB1, 1887 nucleotides. RefSeq lists its product as hypothetical. The coding region runs from base 1 to 1887 and encodes 628 amino acids. The transcript is spliced from 3 exons. The record is from RefSeq and is a predicted model, not a curated record. Lineage: Eukaryota; Evosea; Eumycetozoa; Acytosteliales; Acytosteliaceae. Gene Ontology annotation, molecular function: ABC-type transporter activity; ATP binding; ATP hydrolysis activity. Gene Ontology annotation, cellular component: membrane.
AUGUAUUACCAAAGUGUGUCUAAUGUAAGCGAGGACAUUGGACAACAUGACGAGAAUAUACCAAUUUUGGACCAUACCGAGGGAGUCCAGUUGGUGUUUAGAAACAUAGUCUACAAGGUGCCAAACAAACAAUACUCUAUAAAGAAGAGUAAGAAGCAGCAGGAGAAUGGUGGCGACGAUGAGUAUGGCCAGAAGAUCAACUAUCAGGACAAGGAUAUCACCAUUCUCCAUGGUGUCAGUGGUGUGAUUGAGCGCGGCGAGCUGGUGGGACUGAUGGGCCCGUCCGGAUCGGGCAAGUCCACCCUGCUCGAUAUCUUGGCCGAGCGCAAGAGCUCGGGCACAAUCACUGGCAGCUUGUUGGUCAAUGGCAAGGAGAUUGGAGCGGCCUACAAGAACUACUGCGCGUACGUCACACAGGAGGACAUCUUGCUUCCGACUGCAACUGUCGAGGAGACGCUGCGCUUCCACGCCGACUUGCGUCUGCCGCACAUGAACGACGAGUAUAAGCGCAGGAAGAUCCAGCAGGUCCUCGACGAGAUUGGACUGUCACAUCGCGCAAAGUCCAAGAUUGGCGGUCUGCUGCCUGGAGGCAUCAUGCUUCGUGGCCUAUCGGGAGGUGAGAAGCGUCGCGUGUCCAUUGGUUGCGGACUGGUCACCAACCCUUCACUCAUAUUCUUGGACGAACCCACCUCGGGUCUCGACUCUGUCAACGCGUUGAUCGUCAUGAGGACAUUGAUGCGUCUGACGGACCGCGGUGUCACGGUGGUGUGCUCGAUUCAUCAGCCUCGCCAAGAGAUCUGGAAGUUGUUCACCAAGGUCAUGGUCGUGGUCAAGGGUCACAUGAUAUACUCGGGCGGUGACAUUGUUGGCUAUCUCAACGAGCUAGGUUAUCCAAUGCCACCACACGUGAAUCCAGCCGACUUUUGUCUAGACACAGCCGUGGAGAUUGGUGAGAGCACACGCUAUCCAGACAUCUGCAAUCGAUGGAAACAAAUGUGGGAGGUAGAGUCCAACUCCAACGCUCAUCCUCCACCUGACAACCUGACUGUUAGGCCAACUCCAUCAUGGUUGUAUCAAUACCGUAUCCUACUUGGAAGAGUUGCCAGAGACUUUGUUAGGAAUCCAGGUAACUGUGCAGCGAGGACUGUUAUGGGUAUCAUCAUUGGACUCCUUGGAGGCUCUUGUUUCGGUGGUCUAGGCUACACACAACUUGACAUACCCAAGAUCCUCGGACUUCUCUUCUUCCUCAUCGUCUCACUCAAUCUCAUGCCCUACACCUCCAUUGCCCUAUUCUUGUCUGGAAAGGCAUUGUUCAAUCAGGAGCGUGCAUCAAAGUUGUACCACCCAUUCCCAUACUUCUUGGCAUUGCUUACCAUGGAGAAUGUGGUCGUGAUCAUGGUGUCGGUUAUCUUGCCAGGUAUAUGUUACUCGAUCGCAGGACUAAGUUGGGAGACAAUGCCCUUUGCCCUGUUGACACUAUAUGUGGUGCAUCUUCUGUCGGACUUUUGUGUGAUUGCUGCCACCAACAUCACUGGCACUAGCGAUCACAGCUUCACCCUGGGCUCGGGCUUCUCUGUAAUCUUCAUCCUUUUCUCUGGCUUCUUUGUGCCCGCCUCACAACUGCCCAAGGCCACCGGAUGGAUUCACUGGGUUAACCCGCUGUACUAUACAUUCACGGCACUGAUCAUCAAUGAGUUCCAGGGCAAGAAACUGGAGUGCAUCGAGUUCCUGCCCUGUCCAUUCCCCAAUGGUGAUGACCUGAUUGCCGCCUAUGGUCUGGAGAACUACACUCGCGAAGAAAUGCUUGGUAUUGCUGCAGGCUACACCUUCUUACUCUUUGUCAUUUCCUAUCUUGCCUUGGCAUUCCUACACAAAGAGAGAAGAUAA